AUUCUGCUGCUAGAAUAGUAGGCAUGUAUUUCGCUACCGAAUAUACUAUGUUCACCUAAGUUAUCUGGCAUGGUAUUGCGUCAACUGCUCGGUGCUUGCCAUCGCCUCCACUCUUUACAUACCCGCCGCAACCUAGCGCCAUUGACUACACUUCAACUCCAUAACACCUCUUCAAGCCAUUCAGCCGCGUCUCCACGCUUAUUACCUUCUCUGCCGCCGGCAAGGCGUCCCCAGCCCCUUUUCCCUCUCACCGCCCGGCUUCACACCCCGCAGCCUAGACCCCUUACCCGCCGCCUAAGCAGCGUCAGCGCCAGUCACGACGGUGCAGCCUCAGCGGGUACCUACCUCGGUGACCUCUACCCCGCCAGCCCGCCCACCCACGACCACCCGGCCGGCCCCACCGGCGGUGACAGCAGCCGGGCGCGGCGGGCUACGCGCGGCCGAAUGGCCAAUUCCAAGUACGAAUACGUCAAGCAGUACGAAUUGGACGAUACGUUGCUGCCGGGAUGCUGGAUUGUCGUGCGCAUAGAUGGCAAGGGUUUCACGAAAUUCAGUGACCUGCAUGGCUUUGAGAAGCCCAACGACAAACGGGCUCUGGACCUGAUGGACGAGUGUGCCAAGGAGGUGAUGAACGAGUUCCCGGAUGUGCGACUAGCGUACGGAGAGAGCGACGAGUACAGCUUCGUGCUGGGCAGGGACACCGCCAUGUACGGCCGCCGCGCCUCCAAGAUCGUGUCGCUGCUGGUGAGCUGCUUCACCGCCACCUACGUGGCCCGCUGGUCCGCCCACCUGCCCGACACGCCGCUCCGCGCCACGCCCAUGUUCGACGGUCGCGCCGUGUGCUACCCGCUUGACCACGACCUGCGGGACUAUCUGGCGUGGCGGCAGGCGGACACGCACAUCAACAACCAGUACAACACGUGCUUCUGGGCGCUUGUGAAGGGCGGCAAGAGCCCGGCGGAGGCGCAGGCGGUGCUGCGGGGCACCCAGGCCGCCUUCAAGAACGAGCUGCUGUUCCGCGACUUUGGCAUCAACUACGCACACCUGCCGGACCAGUUCAAAAAGGGGUCUGUUGUGAUCCGUCAGAAGGCGCUGCUGGAGGUGAAGCGGCGCGAGGAUGGCAGCCCGGUGCUGCGUGAGCGCUCCGUGCCCACCGUGAUGCACGCGGACAUCAUCCGGGACGACUUCUGGGAGGCGCACCCGCAGCUGCUGGCGCCGUAGAUAGAUAGGGGGACGCAGCUGCUGUUGAUGCCGUAUGUGGAGGUCCCAGCUGCUUCUUCUGGCGCCGUAGAGAGCCGCAGCUGUAGCAGGGGCAAGCUUAAGCAGACUGAGCUGAGAGAGAAGAGGAAUUGCGGCGAGUUAGGGACGGGACGAUGCAGAUACUGUAGCCGCAGGAUGGUCGAUGGAACGGCUGGUGAUAGUAUGCGAAGUGACCCAUGGGCCACUUUAGCACUAAACCCCCCCAACAGGUGUGCUGGCCCCGUAGCACGGGCAUGCCUGGGCAGAUGACCUUAGAUAGCAGCAGCGGGUGAUAAUGGUGGCGUGCGUGCAUGGUAGGUCAAUUACAGCUGUACACGCAUGCUGGCAAAAUGUGUAUCGAAAUACAGCUGAUGCAGUGCAGGUAGUGAUGUAGAAUGUGUGUCUGUCAUUCCCGUUCACUAGCAUAAUAUCCUAGUGGCAGCGGGCUUGGCUACCGCCGGCAUACCAGUGGGCACUAUCUAGCGUGUGUUGGUUUAGCAUCAGCUGAUUAUUUGAUGAGCGGAGGCAGGAGCUCUAGGUGAUGCGGUGUACACACUCUGCAAAUCAACUCAAGGCUUGCAGAACAGGGUCUAACAGGGUGCCCUAGCAAGCGUGUUGGCAUAGCAACGGGGAGCCGCCUUUGCAGAGCGAGCCUGUUCGGGCUAGUUGCAGAGAACAGUAUUGUGAACGGUUUUAACUGGUUGUUUAUUAAUGUUAGGAGCUGUUAUGGCUUCAACAACAGGGUCGAAGAUGGCAUGCUGCUGUUGGUGUUUCCAAACCAGCAACAAUUGCAUGGAACCGGUGUGACAAGUAUUAAACCACCUUUGUUAAAGUUGUUGCUAUUGCUCAAAUGUCAAGUGAAGCUUUUGAAGUGUUGUUUAACACUGUAAAUGUGUCUCGGCCUUAAAUGUCUAACAGUCCAAAACUAGAAACAACAGCACCCAUGCUUGACCGCACUACCACAUCACAUUGAUCCGGAGCACCCACACACCAAACAG
This is a messenger RNA of Astrephomene gubernaculifera, 2237 nucleotides long. Lineage: Eukaryota; Viridiplantae; Chlorophyta; Chlorophyceae; Chlamydomonadales; Astrephomenaceae. The record is from the annotation of a GenBank genome assembly.